This is a messenger RNA of Boeremia exigua, 816 nucleotides long. RefSeq names its product mitochondrial carrier domain-containing protein. The record is from RefSeq and is a predicted model, not a curated record. Gene Ontology annotation, biological process: transmembrane transport. NCBI's taxonomy places the organism in Eukaryota, Fungi, Ascomycota, Dothideomycetes, Pleosporales, Didymellaceae. Gene Ontology annotation, molecular function: S-adenosyl-L-methionine transmembrane transporter activity. Gene Ontology annotation, cellular component: mitochondrial inner membrane. The annotation marks the transcript as partial. The transcript has a single exon.
CCACAGGCAGGCGGCCUCGCCGGCACCACAGUCGACAUGACGCUCUUCCCGCUGGACACCCUGAAAACGCGCCUGCAGUCCUCGGCCGGCUUCCGCGCCUCGGGCGGCUUCAGCGGCAUGUACAAGGGCAUCGGGAGUGCGUUCUGGGGCUCCGCGCCGGGCGCCGCGCUGUUCUUCAUCACCUACGACGGGCUGAAGCGCGCCCUCACACCCCCCACCACCACCGGUGCGCCCGCCGCCGCCGGCGCAGCCGUCCACAUGCUGGCCGCCAGCCUCGCCGAAACGGCCGCCUGCGCCGUCCGCGUCCCCACCGAGGUCGUCAAGCAGCGCGCACAAGCAGGCCAGCACCCCUCCAGCCUCGCCGCCUUAACCCACAUCCUCUCGCAACGGCGCGCGCACGGCGCCGCGCACGUCUGGCGCGAACUCUACCGCGGCUGGGGCAUCACGAUUAUCCGCGAGAUCCCGUUCACGGUGAUCCAGUUCCCGCUGUGGGAGGCGCUGAAGGCGUGGCGGGCGCGGACCACGGGGCGGCGGGUUAGUGGGCUGGAGGGCGGGCUGUUGGGGAGCGUGGCGGGGGCCGUGGCUGCGGGGGUUACGACGCCGUUGGAUGUGCUCAAGACAAGGAUGAUGCUGGCGAGGGAGAAGGUGCCGUUGGGGGUUAUGCUGAGGGGGAUACUGGAGGAGAGCGGGCCGCGGGCGUUGUUUGCGGGGUUGGGGCCGCGGGUGGGGUGGAUUAGUGUUGGGGGGGCGAUCUUUUUGGGGAGUUAUCAGUGGGCGAGUAACCUGCUGGGAGGGGAGGACGGGGGAGACAUAUAG